This is a messenger RNA of Camelus dromedarius (Arabian camel), 612 nucleotides long. RefSeq names its product galectin 2 (gene LGALS2). The record is from RefSeq and is a predicted model, not a curated record. Gene Ontology annotation, molecular function: galactoside binding; carbohydrate binding. The coding region runs from base 79 to 471 and encodes 130 amino acids. The transcript has 4 exons. NCBI's taxonomy places the organism in Eukaryota, Metazoa, Chordata, Mammalia, Artiodactyla, Camelidae.
UAUAAGCUGGACUGUGACAUGAGACCAUGAGCCCAGCCCUCCAGGAGUCACCGAGAGCUUCUUCCAGGAGCUGCCACCAUGUCGGGGAAAUUUGAGAUCAUGAACAUGGACAUGAAGGUGGGGUCAACCCUGAAGAUCAAAGGCAAGAUCGCCGAUGAUGCUGAUAGCUUUGUGAUUAAUCUGGGCCAGGGGACAGAUAAACUGAACCUGCAUUUCAACCCACGCUUUGGCGAAUCCACCAUUGUCUGCAACUCACGGGAUGGCAGCUGGGGACAGGAGCAACGAGAUGAUCACAUGUGCUUCAGCCAAGGGUCAGUGGUCAAGAUCGUUGUAACCUUUGAGGACAACAAAUUCAAGGUGAAGCUGCCAGACGGACACGAGCUGACCUUUCCCAACAGGCUGGGCCACAGCCACCUGAGCUACCUGAGCGUUCAAGGCGGGUUCACCAUCUCCUCCUUCAAGUUAGAAUGAGGGCAGCCCCUCGCCAGUACGCAAGACCCUGGCGCCCGAUUCCCUAGCCCGAGCUUCACCCCCCCUCACCUUCACUCAAGACCAGCAGCCCUAGGGGCACGGCUUCCCCUCUGCAGCUCCCAGCCCCGUCCCCGCCGGCCC